AUGGCGACCGAUACCUCGACCUACAAGCUCAACCACACGAUGAUGCGGGUCAAGGACCCAAAGCGGUCGAUGGAGUUCUACAAAUUCCUUGGCUUGAGCUUGGUCAACACUAUUGAUAUGCCAGAAUGGAAGUUCUGCAACUACUUCCUGGCUUAUGAUGGGCCGGCCUCCCUGCAGGGUAAUCGUCACUGGACUGAUCGUAACGCAGUCUUGGAGCUCACGCAUAACUACGGUACCGAGAGUGACCCGAGCUAUAGCGUGGUAAACGGUAACACUGAGCCGUACCGCGGCUUUGGCCACAUUGCUAUCUCUGUUGACAAUAUCGAGGCGGCAUGCAAGCGUAUUGAGGAUGCUGGAUAUCCCUUUCAAAAGAAGUUGACCGAAGGUCACAUGCGCGAUAUUGCUUUCGUCAAGGAUCCUGAUGGAUAUUGGGUUGAAAUUAUUCUCCGUGCUGAUGAGGACCUGGGCACCACUACCGACCCUGGUAGCUACCGUCUGAACCAUACCAUGCUUCGGGUCAAGGAUGCUGAGGCCAGCUUGAAGUUUUACCAGGAGUCUAUGGGUAUGACUUUGGUUCGCACUAUCGAGAACCCAGAAAACCAGUUCAAUUUGUAUUUCUUGGGAUACCCAGCUUCAAAUCCUGAAAUUAAGGAGGGUUUCAAGAACAGCGUGGCGGAUUGGGAAGGCUUGCUGGAGUUAACUUGGAACUAUGGCACCGAAAAGCAAGAGGGACCUGUCUACCACAACGGCAACACGGAACCCCAAGGUUUCGGUCACAUCUGUAUCUCCACCGACGACCUUGGGGCUGCCUGCGACCGAUUCGACUCCCUCAAGGUGAACUUCAAGAAGCGCCUGACCGACGGGCGGAUGCACAACAUUGCAUUCAUUCUGGAUCCGGAUGGAUAUUGGAUUGAGGUUAUACAGAACGAGAAGCUCAAGCCGACGUCCAACUGGUAG
Aspergillus bombycis is the source of this 957-nucleotide messenger RNA. Its product is annotated as lactoylglutathione lyase. Gene Ontology annotation, molecular function: metal ion binding; lactoylglutathione lyase activity. Lineage: Eukaryota; Fungi; Ascomycota; Eurotiomycetes; Eurotiales; Aspergillaceae. The record is from RefSeq and is a predicted model, not a curated record. The transcript is spliced from 3 exons. The coding region runs from base 1 to 957 and encodes 318 amino acids.